CCACACAGUUAACAUCUAUCUGAAAAUGCAUCUCCAAUACUUUUUCGGUUUCUACUUUAUCUUUAGUAUUUUACUAUACCAAGUUCAAGCUCAGCAAAAUGCAACAAGUAAUCUAACUAUAAUCCAAGCGAAUGUCACUAAAAAACGCAUAAUGGUACGGAAACUGCAUACGGAUGAUAAACUGGGUACAGGAAUGAUGCACGUUGUGAUACAUAAGAUUCAACCUGGACAUCCCUACUAUAAAGUUUUCGAUGACAAUGAGACGGCAGCUCGAGGUUUCACGAAUAAAAUAUGGAGGCGUCUAUUAAACCGCUAUAGCACUAUGCUUAUAUAAUUUAUUAAUACUAAUUACAUUUAGGGAAUAAGUGUACUUAAGUUAUUAUAAUAAAGCUAGAACUAAA
Molecule: messenger RNA, 401 nt
Organism: Drosophila eugracilis
Lineage: Eukaryota; Metazoa; Arthropoda; Insecta; Diptera; Drosophilidae
Exons: 1
Coding region: 26-334 (102 amino acids)
Source: RefSeq, a predicted model, not a curated record